UCUUAGAGCUUGAUGAGACAUCAAAGAUGCCCCUCAUCCCUGGCCAUUACCAUUCAGACUUUUGUCUUGCCACUCAAUUUCAAUGAUUCUGGGAAAGGAAGGCUGAUGAGAGAGUAUCUGUGCCAUUCUUAAAUCCAAUCCAUUAGAAAGUUGACCUCAUCCCAUGAGGUCAUCAGUCCUCGUGGAAAAUGAAGGAAAACAACAACUGAAAAGUUGUGGAAAUAUGAGUAAUUACUCAAUGUCUACCUACUGUCUUCCCAAUGAAACUAUAAGUUCCAUUGAGGGUGGGGUGGGUGCUGAACAGCACUGAGGCUUCAUCUUGUAUAUCUUAUGUAGCCCCUACAGCACCUAAUACAAAGCAGGACUUAAAAUAACCUGAAGGGAAUCCUUGUGAAUUGAAUAGAAUGCAGGUGUAAUUUGCCCUCUCUGAUCCCCAAAGUAAACUCAGUACAGAAAUGAUGUUACCAAUAUUCCAACUUUAAAUAGUCAAAUCUACCAAUAAACUUGUUUUAUGACAUUGAAUAAGUCAUUUGUUCUCUCCCUCAACUGUCAACUGAAUAGACCGGAUGCUCUAACAUCAUAGUUAUGAUCUGAGGUUCCUUCUGCCACUUAAAAUUCUGUUUAAGGUUCCCUCCAGCUCUAAAAUUCUAUCUUAUCUUUCAGACUAAACAUUUUAUGUUCCUGACAUUUAAUAUUCCAUGAUUCUGUGAUUCUAAAGAUAUUCAUUCAUUGUCAUAGCACUGAUUUCAGUAAAUGUCUGUAAAUGAUGAGAUGUCCUGGUUUUCUCUACCUUUGUUCUAUAGAACAUAUAGUAAUAUGUUCUAUAACGUUUUUAUAUCUUCAUUUUUGGGAUCAGACCUGUGAGAAUGCUGAUCUGCUUGGGCAGAGGUCGAGCUAACUCUCCACAAUCGAAUUACCUGGAGCACUGAGGGGUUGAGCAUUGAGAAUAUCAUAGCCAGGAAUUGCAAUUCUCUAGCCACUAUAUCACCCACCCCUCCUUUCCAGUCUUAUCUCACAAGUUAUCCUACCACAUUUUGUACUUCAGCCAAACUAAUCUCUGACAACAGAAUACAAUCUCAGGCCUCCCUGCAUUUACCCAUGUAGAAUAAACUCUUUCUGCUGAUUUCUUGUCUAUCCUUCAAAACUCAAUUCAGGGGCAACUAGAUGGUAUAGUAGAUCUAAAGUACUUGCUCUGGAGUCAGAAAGGUCCGAGUUCAAAAGCAGCCUCAGACAUUUGACAUUUAUUAGCUGUGUGACCUCUGAUUAAUUUUUUUGGGGGGGAAAAAAGCCCUUAGAGGGCCACACAGUCAUUACAUGUGUGAGGACUUCCCAACUCCUGGCUUUCUACACAUUAUAUCACUAUUUUAUGUAAAUUUUAUUUCCGCCAGCACCUAGCAUACAUCAGGAGUUUAAUAAAUAUUUGUUGACGGGCAGCAUCACUGAAGCCUUUUAAAAAAUGUUAAUCCUGUAUUUGGAGAGCCAGAUGCUUCCCUGAUUUUCUAGAAAUGUUAGAAGUACUGAGCCAGGCGUGGAAGACUUGAUAGCUUGAAUGGGUUGUACAAUGCACACUGUGCAUUCCCGUCAUGGAUGCAUGGAGUCAUCUCUCCACAUCACGGCUGCAGAGGCUUUAUAGUGAAAGGACUGAAGUGAAUGUGCCAUGGAAGACUUAGACGCAUAACUUAAGGUGGCGGAGGGACACGGAACUUAACCUUUGAUUUGACAGAUGGGGAACUACAACCAGGGAGAGGAAGUGCAUUUUCCCAAGGCACAUAGCAGAGUAGUGGAAGGGUGAUGGCCGUCGUUCGUGGGAGUACAUUUCUUACAGGAAUGAUUUGCCAUUUCCUUCUCCAGCUCACUUUACAGAUGAGGAAACUGAGGCAAACAGGGAGGAAUGACUUGCCUGGGGUCACCCAGCUAGGAAGUGUCUGAGGCCAAAUUUGAAUGCCGCUCUUCCUGACUCUGGGUUCAGCACUCUCCCCACAGUGCCUCCAAGCUGCGGGACAUUAAUGAGGACUGACCUCCAAAGGGGAUGGAGUUCCACAUUACGGGAGGUGUCCAAGUAGAGGUUGUGCAAUGACUAGUCAAUGCUUUCAGUGAAGCUCGGGCUACUGACUCUGAAGACCCUUCCAGGGACAAGCCAGGCCUUUGGCUUUACCCCCGCCCAAGUCCUGGUCACUCUCCAUUCCUCAAUGCCCAUGGGUCCCCCUGGGUUCUAGGGGUCAAAGGGGCAUCUGCUCCCGACCCCCACUCAGGAUAAAGGCCUCUGCCCACUCUCUUGAAGUUGGACAGUGGCGUCAGCUCUGGGGUCUCCUAGGGUCGUAGGGAGCUGCGUGUAGCUGGGCUGGUAAGGGUAGCCCCUGGACCAGGCACACGCGGCGGUAUCCUGGACCCGGCAGAGGGGCGCAUGCGUGGCGGCUGGAGCCUUAUGAAUGGUGUGACUUGUUUGCCAAGAGUUUGGGAGCAGGUGGGCAGGGUGGGGUAGGGCGGGGCGGGACGGAGAGGAGGUGGAGUCCAGCCGGAGAGGGCUGGUCUGGGGAAGCCAGCGCAUCACCACUCCAAGAGGUGGGCGAGAUGGAUGGACUGAAGAGGGAGGUCGGAGAGAGCGAGCACGCGCCAGGAGGGGAAAAAGAGAGAGGAGUGCCCCUACUCUGGGGAAGUGGGCGGGGCUCGAGUGAGACCUGGAGGGAAGGAAGGGGGCGGUGGGCAGGGCCUGAAAGGGAAGAAACGAAAGAUGGGCGGAGCCUGAAGGGGGAUAAAAAGGAGGAGCGAGGGGAAUGGGCGGGAUCUGAGAGAAAGCCAGAAGGGGCGGGGACUGUGGAGGAGGCCGACGAAGGGAGCGGAGACAUGGGGAGGGGGCGGAGACACGGGGAGGAGGCGGAGUCAGCGCGCGGGCGCGGAGGGGCUGGGGGGGAGGGAGGGAGGAAGUCACCGCGGCGGCUGCGGCGGCGGCCGAGGGGGCGGUGCGCUAGCUCAGUCAGUGCGAGGAGCGGGCAACGGCCACGGCGGCGGCUGCUGGGGCGUCCCACGGAGCCAUCCUCAUCCCUAUCUCCACGCGCGGGAGUCGGCGGGGCGCGCGAGAAACAAAGAGAAGCCCCGGGGCAGGGACAGGGGCCGACCUCAGAGCGCCCGCAGCGGCUGGAGGCACAGCGGGAGCCCGACUCAGGGAUCGGACCUCCGGCAGGCAGCCCGUCGGCGCGCGGGCGCCAGGCUCGUCCCCUCCGCUGCUCCGCUGCUGCCCCUGACGGGCCCGCCCCGGGGCGAGAAGAUGCCGCGAGUCGUCCCGGACCAGAAGAGCAAGUUCGAGAACGAGGAGUUCUUCAGGAAGUUGAGCCGCGAGUGCGAGAUUAAAUACACCGGCUUCAGGGACCGGCCGCACGAGGAGAGGCAGGCGAGGUUCCAGAAUGCCUGCAGAGACGGGCGCUCGGAAAUCGCUUUUGUGGCCACAGGAACCAAUCUGUCUCUCCAGUUUUUUCCGGCCAGCUGGCAGGGAGAGCAGCGACAAACACCUAGCCGGGAAUAUGUCGACUUGGAAAGAGAAGCAGGCAAGGUAUAUUUAAAGGCUCCAAUGAUUCUAAAUGGUGUUUGUGUCAUCUGGAAAGGCUGGAUUGAUCUACAGAGACUGGAUGGCAUGGGUUGCUUGGAAUUUGAUGAAGAACGAGCCCAGCAGGAGGAUGCCUUGGCUCAGCAGGCCUUUGAAGAGGCUCGGAGAAGGACACGCGAAUUUGAAGACAGAGACCGGUCUCAUAGGGAGGAAAUGGAGGUGAGAGUUUCACAGCUGCUGGCAGUAACUGAUACUUUGAGGGGAGAAAGCCCUGUGAUGUAAAAAGAGAAAAAACUUUGGCACUCAAGGGACCUCUACUGCUUACUGCCUCACAGACCAUGGGCGAGUCAUCUUCUGUCUUUUGGCUUCUAUUUCAUCUUUUGUGAUUGAGGGAGUUGAACAAGAUCGUCUUUCAGGACUCAUUCAGAAUCAUUUAUAUUAAUCUGUUUGUUAAUUUGUACCAGGAAUGUUUAGUGCUUAGCUUCUGAGAAAAUAGAUUUGUUGAACACCUCUUUGUAUUUUGUUUGUUAGAUACAUUUGUAACUAUUUUUAUGAAAAUUUACUUUUACAAGAUAUAUAAAGAAUGACAAUUUAUUUUACCAAAAAAUUUUUCAAUUUACAUAAAAAUUGAUUUCUUCUGUUACAUUUAAAUUUCAUUUAUAUAAGUUUAACAAAAAUACAUUUCCUUGGACACUUGAUAUUUACUAGCUUUGUGACCCUGGGCAAGUUAACCCCAAAUUGCCUUGCCAAAAAAAAAAAAAAAAAAAAUUGUUGCAUAAAUAAGGUAGAUGUGUGUUUAAAAUGUAUUAGAUGACUAGCACUUGAAAUUAGGCCAAACGUAUCAUUUUUAUGACUGACAAGCAAAUAAAUCAAAAGGGCAUGUAAUGUUAUAUAUAAAGUUCCCAGGAAAUUCAUAUUUCAACUUCUCUUUGUACCUAAGAUGUGGGUGGAAUAUAGACGAUAUGGAAAAAGAAAUGCUUCAUAAUGUUUUCCUGAAAAUUUUCCAAUCUUAGAAAUUUUGGCCCCAUUUUAAAAAAUACAUAUUUUUAUAACAGUGAACUUUCCUUUGAAUUCUGAAUUGAAUGCUAAAUUCCAGGUACUGUGCUAGGUUCUGGGAACACAAAGAUAAGACCAGAACUAUCCCUGUUCUAAGAAAGCUUCUGUUUUACUGGGAGAAGGGAAGGCCAGGUUAUGGAAGAAAGCUAGAUCAGUGACACCAAUGAGAAACCUUUGUACAAAGGUCACAACUGCUCUAAGCAAUUUGGGAAAGGCAAGGUUAUGAAUAGUUGAUAGGUUAGAGCUAGACUGCAAAAAGCUUUAAUUGAAAGGAACUUUCACUGCUUUGAGGCCGUAUGGAACCACUGAAAAUGCUUAAGCAGGGGAAUGGCAUGAUUUGACCCAUGCCAUGUGGCAGAUUUAUUGGAGAGGAAUGGCAAGAUAGGAAAUGAGUCCAUCAUUAUUGCAUUUAUUUACUGCUUAUCAUGUGCCAAGAAUUAGACUAAUAAAAGUUAAAACAAUCCCUACUGUCCAAGUCCUUCUUUUCUAAUAGGUAUACACAUGAUAUAUUUAAAAAAAAAAAAAAAGAAAAGAGUUGUGAGAGAGGAGAUACUAGCAGUCAGGAAGACUAACUAGGGCAGCUUUAUAUACAUUGUAAAAGGUGGCAUUUGGCUGAGUCUUAAAGGAAGCCAGAGAAAAAUGCAGAGGCAAAGGUGAGGAAGAAGAUUCCAUAAAAGAAAAAAUAAACCACACAUACAAAAGAAAGAUGGAAUAGAAUAUUUCUAGAACAUUAAGAAAACCAGAGUGUCAGAAUUUCAGUUUGACAAGGGGAGCAGUAUGUGUGUGUGUAAAAUCUGGAGAAAUAGGAAAGGGAAAAGUUGUAAAAGAGCUAUAAGUGCCACACAGUUAUUAUUAAGAGAUUCUUGAAGCAAUGAGAUCAAUAAAGAGAGAUUGUUACCAAUAGUCCAAAUAAAUGAUAAGGAAGACUUGGAUAGGAGUAUGGCCAUAUAUGAAUGGAAAAGAGAGGAUAGUGGAGGUGGACUCAACAAGUCUUAGCAAUGUAUUUAAUGAGAGAAGAAAAGGAAAGGAAAGAAUCAAAAAUGAAUCUAAAUUUCUGAAUUUAGGUAUCUAGAAGGAUGUCAGUGGUCCUCCAUAGUAUCAAUCAGCACCUCCUAUGUACCAGGCACUGUGCCAGGUGCUUAGCUAGAGUCACAAAGAAUGAAAUAACUCCUUCUCCUCCACAAAGGUUACAUUCAAAUAGGGUGUACCAAGAACAUAUAACAAUACAGGCAGCACAAAUAUUAAGUGAAUAAAGACAAAUAUAUCCAGAGUAACCUCAGAGGGAGGGCUUCAUGUAAAAUAUGGUGCCUCAUCUACAUCUAAAAGAUAGAAAGGAACUCUGAAGCAGAGAUAAGGAAAGGGUGAAUUCUAGGCAUGAGGGGUAAUCAUUGCAAAGACACUGAAUCAAGAAAUGGAGUGACCUUUUGUUUAAGUUCUAUCUGAUUGCUUGCUAUCUUGGAGAGGGGGGAGGUAAAAGAGGGAGUGAGAACAUUUUGGAAUACAAAAUUUUACAGAAAUAAAUUUUGAAAACUUUACAUAUAUUGGAAAAAACAAAAUGCUAUUGAAAAUUUAAAAAAGAUAAACAUAAAUGGGGGAGUGGGAGAAAUGGCAUGUUCUGUAAAUUGUAUUGCAAAAUGUGGCAAAGACUUUUUUAGUGGGAAGUAAGUUAUGAGUUUUAUUUUGGAUAUUUUGAGUUUACAGUAGCAAUGGAGUAUCUAAGUGGGGAUUAUUAGGAUGCAGUUGGGUGAGAAAGCAUUGGACAUUGAGCACGUAAAUGAUGCAAUGGAUAGAGCACCAGUGCUGAAGUUAGAAGGAUCUGAGUUCAAAUUUGGUCUUAGAUACUUAACACUUGCUAGGUAUGACCAUAGGCAAGUCAUUUACCUAAUUGAUUUUUUUUUUAAAUCACACACAAGGAUGGAUAUUAGGAAGAAUAGUGCUGGAUAUUUGUAUUUGUGAAUCAUUGGCAUAGAGGUGAUAAUUGGACUCAAAGAAGCUUAUGAGUUCUUCAAAGGAGAAAGUAUAUAGUUGUGUUUUUUUAAAAGCAGUCCUAGGAGAAAGCACAAAGGAGCAUCUACAUUUGAAAUUUAGGAAUAUAUGAGGAAUCAACAAAAGAGUAUUCAGCUAGACCGGGAGAAAUGGAUCAUGGAAAUCAAGAAAAGAAAGUAUCAGCAUCUCUGAGAGAAAAGGAACUUUAAAGGCCUUUUAAACCAGUCCACAAAUUUUCUAGUCCUUCCCAUAUACUUGACAGAUAGUCCUAGAAAAGUUUGUUUUAUGAAAAGUUUGAAAAGUUCCAGUAAGAAGGAAUCCAUUACCUCAAAUAAUUUGGUUUUUUUAAAACAUUUGGAUAGCCUAAUUCUAGAAAGUUUUCCCUGAUGUCAAGCCUAAAUUGAUUAUCUGUGCAACUUUCAUUCAACUGUUCUUGUUUGUAUUUUGGGAUUUUGGGGAGAAAGUCAUUAAGCUUCAUAUUUGGAUUUCAAAAAUGGGUUCAAUUCUUGACUCUUUUACCAAUUCCGUGGGUGACCAUGUCCUUGUUAUUUCUCCUUCCUUGGCUUCAGCUCUAAGUAUAAAAUGAGGGAAUUGGAUUAGAUGACAUCUUAAAGUCUCUCAUGGCUCUAAAUCUAUGUAUGAUCCUAAACUAAUUCCUCUAAUACUUAGCCCUUUAGAUAUUUAAGGUGCCUAUCAGAUUACCCUCUUAAGUCUUCUUUAGGCUGCACAUCCCCAGUUCUUUCAGUAGAUUCUUAAGCAGCAUGAACUCAAGAUUCUUUCCAUCCUGGUAACCCUUUUCUAGAUGUUCUGAUUAAGCAGUGUCCAUCCUAAAUAAGUGUGAGUCCCAGAUCAGCAUAGGACACUAAAUAUGGUCUAAUGUGGCAAAAUACAAAAGAAUCAUAACUCUUUUAUUCCUAGAUAUUGUGUUAUUCUUGAUGUAUACUACUUGAUUAUGUUAACUUCCUUGACUGCUAUAUCACACUGUGUCUAAUUGAACUUAGAGUCUACUAAAACUCCUAGUUCCUUUUCAAGUGAACUGCUAAUUUAUCCACUCAUCAGCACUUAUAAAAUUGAUUUUUAAAAUCCAAAUUAAGGCUUUAUUUUCUUCACUAUCCAAGAAUUCAGCAGUGUAUAAUCCCUGACUUAGAACCAAAGGUCCAGGUUUUUAAAGAUUAGGUUUGAUCUUGGGGAAAGUAUCUCUUUUUAAAAAAAAAAAAAAAUCUUCCUUUUGCUCAAGCACCCACCAAAGAUCUCUUCUCUGAGAAUUUAAAUGUAUACCAUAUGUAUAUAGAUCCCUACCAAAAAAGUAAAAACUCAGCCAAAACUCAAGACUAAAAAUAUAUGGCAUCCAGGACAAAUUUUAUGUCAUCCAACGUUUGCCACAAAGGAAAAGCCCAAUUUCCCUAGGAACCUUUGGUCCUUCAGACUUAACAAUAAUAUUUGUAAUUAAGGUCUCCUUGGAAAGGGAAAACAAUUAUGAGUCACUUCUGUCCCCAAGCCCCCUCUUAGUCCAUUUAGAAAUGGCUGAACAAACUGUAGUAUUUGAACAUUGAAAUGUUAUUAUGUACCAAGAAAUUAUAGCUAAUGAUGAAUUCAUAGAAAUCUAGAAAAGAUUUAUGCCCUGAGAGAGUAAAAUAAGCAGAGUCAGAAGAAUGCUGUCUAUACACAGUGACAAGAUCACCAAAAAGAAACUGCCUUUCUUGAUGUCCUAAUUCUGCCGAGAGCAUCACCAUUCCUCCAGUUAUCCAGAUUCACAACUUGUAAGAGUUAUUCUUUAUCUAAUCAGCUGCUAAUUUUUAUCAUUUUCACUUCCACAAUAGCUCAAAUUCAUCAGAUAAACUUGUUUUAGUAAACAUUUUUUAAACACCUACUCUGGGCUGAGUUUUUAUUCAUCCUUUAUUUUCAAAGAGGACUAAUGAUAUUUAAAAAAAAUUUUUUUAUAACUUUUUAUUGACAGAACAUAUGCCUGGAUAAUUUUUCAACAUUGUCCCUUGCACUCACUAAGGUUCUAACUUUUCCCUUCCCUCCCUUCACCCCCUCCCUUAGAGGGCAGGCAUCAUACUUGUUAAACAUGUUAAAGUAUAUCUUAGAUACAAUGUAUGUGUGCAGAUCCGUACAGUUCUCUUGUUGCACAAAAAAAAAUCGGAUUCAGAAGGGAAAAAUAACCUGGGGAGAAAAACAAAAAUGUGCAAGUAGUCCUCAUUCAUUUCCCAGUGUUCUUUCUCUAGGUGUAGCUGAUUCUGUCCAUCACUGAUCAAUUGGAACUGAAUUGGAUCUUCUCUUUGUAGAACAAAAUGAUAUUUUUACUUGUUCGUGAUUUGAAUUUAAGGGAGGCAGUUGCAUUAAAUACUCAGCCUCACUUUCUCCUCCAAAGUCCUCAAAGUCUCGUGGCAAGACAAAAAUCAAGCAGAUUGGAGAUGGCCUAGGGUGCAGUGGAUGACGUUAGUGUUUUUAAUGUCUGACCAGGCUCUAAAUAUUCCACAGCACCUGAUUCAAUCUCCUUCAUGGCUGUUGGGACAAAUUUUCUCACAUACGCCCUGCGUUCAAUUGGGGAAAGUCUUCACGUUUGCAGUAGUCACCGCUGCCGUGCUCUCCCUAUCACGUCACCAAAACAUUUGAGAUUUGUCAGUUACUCUCAACCUGUCUGCCAGGACAAUUUUACUCAGAGUUGGCCACUAUGCAUGCUGUAACUUCUUGGAGCCAUGGUGACAGUUGGAUGACAGGUGGACAUCAAAGGUAGAUGAGCAGCCCUGAAAAGGGUUCCUCUCCUUAUCCCAUUGAGGGAAAAGCAAAGUGGGAAGCAUUAUAAACUAUGCUGUUUAAAAUGGAUUGUUAUUAUUUUUUAUUCUACUUCCACACGCUUCACUUUAGAUAAGGAAAGUGAAAAUUAGGCUAUUUCAGAACCUGAAUUGAAUCCCUUACAGACUCUGGGAGUGUGUAUGGUAGAAAGUUGGAGGAAGUUGUAGAGUUGUAUGUUUUUGUGUAGUUAAAUUUUUUAUGUCAAUUUGUUUUCAUAUCAAUUUGUCAGAAUACUGAUUCUGAAUGUAUUACUAUGCUUUCAUCCUUUUUGCUUUCCAGAAGGAAGCAAAAUUAAAAUGGAGUACUUUUUUUUUUUAAUUUGAAUAUUCCAAUUAAGAUUUGCCUUCAUGGGUAGGCACAUAAUACUGAAACAAGCAUUAGAGAUUGUAUAUUCUGUACUCCUUAUUUUAUAGAUAAGGAAGUUGGGGUCCAGAGGACAGUGUUUUUCUAAAGAUCUCAAAGCAGUCUAGAGCCUGAGCUAGAACCUAGAACCUCUUGUCUCCUGACUAUAGGCUCUUUGCUUUCUUACUGUACCCCACUCUGCUUCAAAAGGUGAUGUGUAAUCACUACCCAAAGAGAUGUACUAUAAACAAUAACUUCCUAGGAGCCCUGUGAGAGAAACUAGGGUUAUUUUGCCUAUAAAAGAGAAGGCUAAAGAGAUUUAAUAAGUUCUAAGUGGGUGGUCCCUGUUGCCUGGUUAGAGGGAAAGACAAAGUAGCAAUACUAAAAGCAACAGUCCUACUCAAGAGUCUGGGAUGCCCCUGAUAAGAAUUACUUAAAUACUAGGAAAAGAAACUGAACUGAUCAAAUUAAUGAGUUUGGGGAAACUCAUUAGGUAAGUGGGCAGAGGGCCUGCUUAGAAUCAGGAAGAUGGAGAUUCUGCCAAAGACACUGACUGUAAGGUACAUUGUGUAAGUCACUUUACUCCACAUGCAGAAUAGGAAUGAUAAUAAUAGCCUGUGUUUCUGGAUUGUUGCAAGGAUCAAAUGAGAUCAUGUAUGUCAAAAACCUUAAAGUAUCUGUGUCAGCUAUUAGUCCUGCCUGGCUGUGCUUUUACUCAUCCAAGACAGAUCAUUUAGAAUUCAUAAACUUAAGUUUAUCUUUUUGCAAAAUAUGGAAAAUAUUUAAUUCCUUUACUGUAAGUAUCAAAUAGACCAUAUCUGUAUUGCUUUUCUGCUGAAUUUCUGCAGUUAAAUUUUCUUUCCUUCUUAAGAAGUAUCAUGAACUUAUCCCUAUUGGAAAACAAUGGCUCGACUUGGCAAAUGAGGGAUACUUUCUGCAGUAGAAGGAAUAAACAUGAUUUACUCUGGGAACCUUGGUUAAAUUACUGUUAAAUCAUUGGCAUGCGGGAAAAUGAUUUGCAGAGCAGUGGAAUAAAAAGUCCCAGAGUUCUAUUUCUGUGUACUCCUGCAUUUCCACCCAUACUUGGCUCCCAGUGCCCCUUAGUCUUCCAAAAGAAUUAACUCCUCUGUGAUGUUAGUUGUGAAGAGAAGAAUAAAGGCUUCUCUGCCUUUAACCCUAAUUGAAAUAAUAGAGGCUUAAAUUGUUCUCUCCUAACAAGUCUGAAAUUUUCAUUUUGGUUCCAGUUUUAUUUCACUUUUCUGGAUUUGUCUAUAGUCACUUUAACCUGACUAACUUGUAUAAAGAAUAUUUUCUCAUACCCUGGUAGACAUGAUGAUUUAAAAUAUGAAAAUUUUAAUUCUGUUCAAUAAAAAUCUUAGCUAUUACAUUUUCCUAAUUUAUAUGGUUAAGUUUUUGAACUUCAAUAAUAUUAUCAUAAGAUUCAGUAUUUAGGAACUGUAAUUUGGCACUUAAAAUAAAUUUAAUUCAUAUAUAACUUAGAAUCUUUUGAAAACUAUAUUUCAUCCCUUAUGUGUCAGGUUAUGGGAAUUUAAACUAUGUCAUCUGUGUCAUGGUCACUACUUAAAUCUGAAUGCUUCAUCUUAAAAGAUAGAGAACUUAUAAUUUUAAAGUUUAAUGGGGACUGGUACUUUUUUAAUAUAAAAUAAUUAGUGAGGUUGGACUUUUAGGUUUUGAAAUAAGCCUCUUCAGUGUUAAAAGGUAAUUCAUGACUUAAAAUAUCUGUUUAAAAUUAGAAAGAAUUUAAGACACUAGUAAUUGAAAUGACUUUAAUGGAGACCAGAUUGUGUAGUUCAAUGGGGGAAAAAUCCUUGCAAUAUUCCACCACCCAGCUUCUGUCCCAGGAACAGGCGCCAGCUUUGGUCUUUGGAAACAUUCAUCCACUGUUGGGCAGCAUAUGAAAAUAAUCACAUGUAGUUGGGUCUGUCUUAAAACAUUUCUUUCCUCAGUAAAGUUUCAUGCUUAUCCUUCAGAUCUCUAUGUAGAUACUUUCCCCACCAUAACAAAUAGGUAAAGUACUGCCAAAGAAUAAGUCCUAGUUGAAUAUUUCAAAUAGACUGCACUGAGGUAUGGGGCCAGAAAAUGGGGAAAUAGAGAGAGUGCCAGAAAUGAUGGGCAAUUGAUUGUGUUUAAGGAAAGAUAGUUUGAACAACUGAAAAUAAAAUUAUUCCAGUAGCUGUUUUUAAAGAGAUUAUAUAUGUUUACAUGUUUGUUUUCAUUGGUUUUUACACCAAUCAACACUUUAAAUAAAUUGAUUCUACUGUGAAAGAAUGUUUAUGCUAAUGUAAGAUCUACCUUGUUACCCAAGCAGCGGGAGGUUUUCUAUGCUUUGUAAUCUGUAACUAAUCAGAUAUUUUAAUUUAAUUUUCUCUAUAAGGUUUGAUGGAAAAAUUACCCAAAUUUUCAAAUGUGAGGUACUUACAAGUAUGUACCAGAAUUAGUAUAAGUGAGCCAAUGUGUGUUCUGAUGUGUGCUUAUGUAAAAAUGAUAGCAAAGUCCUUAAAACUACGUGGUAUAGUGAGACUGGUGCCAGAUGAUAUCACUUAUACUUGGAAAGAUAACUCAAACUUUACUAUAAGAGUUCAAAACUUUUAAAAUUUCCCAUCUAUUUUGCCCAGAAGUUACUCAGGACAUUGCAAUUCUAAAAAGAAGGCUCUCUAAAGACUUAGCAGAGAUUGUGUUCUGAUUAUAAAAAUGAUGUUUUAAUUCCUUUAACAUACCUGAAUGUGUGAUAACCUAAAUUUACAGAACAAGGACACUCAGAAAAAAAUAUUAAAUGAUAUCUAAUGUUGAAUGCCCUCAAAAUUUUCUCAUCUAUAAAUUCAGUAUAAUAAAAAUUAUAAAACAUUUUGAA
Antechinus flavipes (yellow-footed antechinus) is the source of this 12596-nucleotide messenger RNA. It is a transcript of the gene CBFB, whose product is annotated as core-binding factor subunit beta. The record is from RefSeq and is a predicted model, not a curated record. Bases 3266 to 3823 code for a protein of 185 amino acids. Gene Ontology annotation, molecular function: sequence-specific DNA binding; transcription coactivator activity. The transcript is spliced from 6 exons. Gene Ontology annotation, cellular component: nucleus; core-binding factor complex. Gene Ontology annotation, biological process: regulation of transcription by RNA polymerase II. Lineage: Eukaryota; Metazoa; Chordata; Mammalia; Dasyuromorphia; Dasyuridae.